Molecule: messenger RNA, 599 nt
Organism: Chelonus insularis
Lineage: Eukaryota; Metazoa; Arthropoda; Insecta; Hymenoptera; Braconidae
Product: peptidyl-prolyl cis-trans isomerase NIMA-interacting 4
Exons: 4
Coding region: 152-535 (127 amino acids)
Biological process (GO): rRNA processing
Cellular component (GO): nucleus
Molecular function (GO): DNA binding; peptidyl-prolyl cis-trans isomerase activity
Source: RefSeq, a predicted model, not a curated record
UAAAGAUGACCCUCGAAAUCUCAGGAUCACUUAGAACAGCGUAAUGAUCACACGCACGCGCAAUUUCUUUGCUAAAAAACUUUAACUGUGGUCACAAGGUUGCGCUAUUACAGAGAGAAAAAAAAUACUUGUCCAAGUUAGUAAAUAAAAAAUGCCACCAAAGAAAGGUGGAAGUGGUGCGAAAUCAGGAAAAUCCAGUAAAAAUGACGAUGGAGAUUCAGGAAAGAGCGAAAAGAAAGGAGGAACUGCUGUUAAAGUCAGGCAUAUUUUAUGUGAAAAGCAAUCGAAGAUUCUCGAAGCAUUAGAGAAACUCAAGGCCGGACAAAAAUUUAAUGAAGUUGCAGCCACUUAUAGCGAAGACAAAGCUCGUUCUGGAGGUGAUUUAGGAUGGAUGACAAGAGGAUCAAUGGUUGGACCUUUCCAAGAUGCUGCUUUUGCCUUACCGGUUUCUAGUUUAGGAAAUCCGGUUUACACAGAUCCUCCAGUAAAAACAAAAUUCGGCUAUCAUAUAAUAAUGGUAGAAGGAAAAAAAUAAUUGUAAAUUCUGAUAAGUAUCAUAAUUUGUACUUUUGUAAAUAUAUGUCAUCUAUAAUUAUGAA